AUGGAGAGCCGAGUCGAUUUAUCAGUGCCUUCCAACUUGCCACUUGGGAUACAGUAUCAAUUAAAUGAGCUAAUUCAAGAUUACAAACAAGAAAACCUUACCAUUAAGGGUUACCAGACAAAGCGGAGGCAACUUCUGGAGAAUUAUGAACUACAGACAAAUUCUUCAAAAAUAUCUCUCUCAUCGUCUCUUUACUCAAGGGAUACUUCUACAAUAGAUCUAGAAAGGCCAAAUGAUCCUUCAAGGUUUUCCAAUAGCCGACCUACUUCAAGCUAUGUAACUUCUACGAAAGGUAAAGAGAGGCAGACUAACACCCAUUAUAGAUCAUUUAGCGAUGAUCUUAUGACUAGUCCCAACUAUAAUACAACUUCGAGACUUUCUAACAUAAUUGCACAUAAGACAAUGAGACAAAAUUCAGUUUACAGGGUCACAACUAUGAAUUCUGCAUCCAAGAACAGUUUACCGUUAGCUUCGCCAGCCAAGUUCAAAAGAAAAUCUCAAUAUUCACUGGCAUCUUCUGUCGAUGAUGCAAGCUUGUCAGGCCAAUCGGAGAUGGAAGGAUCUUACACACCAAUGAUUCCUCUACUUCCACGGAAACCUUCUUAUGUUAGCCCUGAAAACAAAGAGGUAGAAACUAUAGCGAAAGAGUUCCUUCCAUCCAUCUUAAGAAAACGUUUUGAAUAUUUCAACGGCCAAACUGCUAUGAUAAGUAUUAAUAACAAAGGAAAAGAAACAUUUAUAACCUGGGAUAAAUUAUAUUUAAGAGCUGCCAAAGUGGCACAUGAAUUAACCAAAGAACAGUUGUACAAAAUGGAUAAAGUUUUACUGUGGUAUAACAUGGAGGAUUCUAUUGAAUUUGCUGUUGCACUCUUUGGCUGUUUUAUAGCUGGCAUGGUGGCUGUUCCAGUUUCUUUCCAAACAUAUUCUUUAAGUGAUAUUAUUGAAAUUAUACGCAUGACUGGCGCGAAGUUAAUAUUAAUUUCUAAUAAUUGCCAAAAACAAUUAGAUAAUCUACACUCAACUUCCAAUCACAAUAAAGUUAAACUUGUAAAAAGUGAAGUCUUCAAAAGUGUGAAAUUCUUAAAAACCGAUGACCUAGGAAUUUAUUCCAAGGCGAAGAAAUCUGUACCCAUUUUUGAGACCCCCAACAUAAUGUACAUUGAAUUUACUCGUACUCCUCUGGGAAGAUUGUCCGGUGUAGUCAUGAAACAUAAAGUACUCAUGGAUCAACUCUCACUAUUAGCUUUAAUUCUUAACUCUCGAGUGAUGCCUCAUUGGAAGAGGAAGAACAAUGUUAUCGUGCCUCUAAAACAGAAAUCGCUCAAUGUAACAAGUGUUGCUGACAGAUUUGUAGUAAUGAGUAGUCUAGAUCCUACCAGAUCUUCGGGAUUAAUUUUUGGUGUCCUGUUCAACUUAUUUUCCGGUGCUUUACUGAUUGCAGCUAAUAGUCAAAUUUUACAAACACCAGGUGGUUAUGAACACCUCAUUGACAAAUACAGAGCAGACGUUCUUUUAAAUGAUCAGUUACAACUUAAGCAAGUGGUCAUAAAUUAUUUAGAAAAUCCAGAACUAACAUUAACGAAGAAACACAAAAUCGACUUUAGUUGUAUCAAAUAUUGCUUAACUUCGUGUAAUACUAUUGAUACUGAUGUGACUGACAUGGUUAUACAUAAAUGGCUAAAAAACUUGGGUUGUAUUGACGCCUCUUUGUGCUAUUCUCCUAUGCUAACACUUACAGAUUUUGGUGGUCUCUUUUUUUCUUUAAGGGAUGAACUGGGCAAUCUUGAUAACUUUCCAGUCCAUGAUUCUAAGCUGAGAUUACAAGAUGAACUGUAUAUUAGCAGAGAAAAAUUGAAGAAGAAUAUCAUCGAACCCAGUGUUACCGCUAUGAUAAACUCUUCAUCAUCUUUUAAAGAUUAUUUAAAGGUUGAGCCUUUUGGGUUUCCAAUUCCGGGUAGUAUUCUCUGUGUUGUUGAUCCAGAUGAUAAUACCUUGGUCAAUGAUUUAACAGUUGGUGAAAUUUGGAUAUCUUCUGAUAAGCUAACAGAUGAAUUCUAUCAAAUGGACAAAAUAAAUGAAUUUGUGUUCAAAGCGAAAUUAAAUUUCAAUAAAAUGUUCGCAUUUGCUAAAUCAGAUGAAUAUAUUGAUACAAAUGAUGACUUUAAAAAUUCUCUAGAAAGGGUAGAAACAAUAUACAAUAUUUGCCCAAAAGCAACACAUUUUCUAAGGACAAAAUUAAUGGGUUUUGUAUUCAAUGGUAAAAUAUAUGUGCUAUCGUUAGUUGAAGACAUGUUCUUACAAAAUAGGCUAGUUAGACUGCCAAACUGGGCACAUACAUCAAAUUUACUACAUACAAAACCGGAAAAAAAGGAUAAGAAUUAUACAUCAGAGCUCAAGGAUAGUGCCCAAUCCUCCCUUCAUACAAGAAAUAGGGAAGAAAAUAAGAAGUUAAUUAAACGUUCUGUGGAAUCUCAUUAUUUACAGCAAAUAACAGAAACACUUGUCAGGACUGUUAACACUGUGUUUGAAGCAGUAACAUUCGAAUUAAAUCACCAUAAGGAAGAACAUUUUCUUGUUCUUGUUGUCGAAAGUUCCUUAGCAAGAGAUCCAAGGAGAGUAAAUUAUGACAAGGACGAACAUUUGCUAGAGAUAUCGAAUAAGGAGAAAUUCAACACUGAAAAGAAAAUGAAUGAAUUAACAGAUCAAAUAUUCAGAAUUUUAUGGAUUUUUCAUAAAAUCCAGCCCAUGUGUGUUCUGGUUGUACCUCGAAAUACCUUACCUAGAAGAUAUUGUUCAUUAGAAUUGGCCACCAGUACAGUUGUUAAAAAGUUCUAUAAUGGUGAGUUGGAUGCUAGUUUUGCAAAAUUCCAGUUUGACAAUGUAAUCCUGGAUUAUAUUCCCCAUUCUUCAUACUAUAAUGAGAGCAUUUUUUCCGAACAUUUGUCUGCAUUGAGGUUUAAGGCCUUGAAAGAGGCAAUAGAUGUAAGACAAGAUGACAGUAUGCCUUAUGAAAAUGACAAUUGGCAAGCAUCUGGGAUCAAUUUCAAGGACUUUUCCAUCGAUGAUAAAUCUGGAAAAUCUAUGAAAUCUUUUCAUUCUAUUUUGGAAAUUCUUGAGUUCAGAAUAUCUGCUAGUCCAAAUGAUCUUGCCUUCAACGAUGGAGGCAGUUCCUCUAAGACAACCUCAGGUAAUACAUCCAAUAAUAUACACAAAAAAGUAUCUUGGAAGGCUUUCGAGGUGAUUUGUGCGUCUUUCCUUAGGAAAAUAGUGGUCUCCAAGACACCUUUAAAACCAUCUGAUUGUGUUAUAAUAAUGGCAGACAAUUCUGUUGAAUAUAUUGCAAUGAUAUAUGCUUGCUUCUAUUGUAAUUUUAUUGUUAUUCCUGUACCUUCAGUUACAGUUGAAAAUGCUAACAAAAUUAUUGGACCUCUUGUUAAAAUAAUAAAAAACUAUAAGGUUAAGAGAAUUUUUAUGGAUGCCAAAAACUAUGUCCUGGUCGAUUCGCAUAAUAUUGUCUCUAAAAUUUUUAAAACAUACAAGCAAAACUUUCCCAAAAUUACUGUAUUUUCAAAAGUGAAAAGAAAGAAUACCCUGACACUUUCAAUUUUUAAGAAAACAUUAAGAGAGAAAUAUAGUUUAAAAGGAAAAAAACAUAAUAACUCACCAUGUUUUGUUUGGACAAACCUCAUGUCUUCGACUGAACAAGACAUACACCCAACUAUGACACACUCAACAUUUUUGAAAACAUGUAAAAUACUGAAGGAGACCUUGAACAUGUCCAAUGAUAGAGUCAUAUUUUCUUUGUGUCCAGAUUCUUCCAUUUCAAGUUUUACUAUAAAUAAUCUGUUGGGUGUUUUCAUCGGUUGCCCAACGAAUUUAUUCAAUAUUUCCGACUUUAAAAACGAUCCAGUGGAUUUCUUGAUUGGUAUACAAAAUUUGAACGUGAAGGAAAUCUACCUUCCUCUUUCUGUUCUAUCAACUGUUCUCGAGAAAGCGAACCAACUGCUAGAAAAUAACAAAAAGGCAGGUUAUCAAAAUACCACAAAGAAAAACUCAAACUCGACCUCUCUACUACGUUCGGAUUUCUUGAGAAAUGUUCAAAAUCUUAUUAUACCAUUUUCUGGAAGACCAAAUAGCGCGAUGAUAGAAAAGCUAUUGAAGAGGUACUCUAACGUAAUGAUAAGUACUAACCAAAUUUGCUGCACAUAUGAACAUAAAUUUAACCCAAUAAUUUCAAUGCAGACAGGAAUAGAUACCAUACCAAAGUAUAUGUAUCUUGAUCCCACAGCUCUCAGAGAGGGCAUUAUAGAUGAGAUAUCCUUAACAGAAGUUGGGAGUGAAGGAUAUAUUAGGAUUCAGGAUUCAGGUUGUGUACCCUACUGCACUGAUGUAACAAUUGUCAAUCCAGAAACAGAAGUACCUUGUAUCGAUGGUGAGUAUGGUGAGAUAUGGUGCUGUUCGGAGGCUAACGUUUACAGUUAUUAUUUAUCAGACAAAAAGCUUCGAAAAGAUCCAUUCAUUACCAGUCAAUUCAGUAGCAAGUUAAAGGGUGAAGCUGAUAAAGGUUUGACAUAUUUAAGGACUGGUGACUUUGGAUUCAUUAAAAGUGUGAAUUUCGUAGACCAUAACGGUGUCUUGAACCGUAAAAAGCUGUUGUUUAUACUUGGAAGCAUGAAUGAAACCGUCGAAAUAUUAGGUUUGACGCACUUUGUGAUUGAUUUGGAGCAGACAGUGAAAAAUGUUCAUAGCUCGAUCAGUGAUUGCUACAUCGCCAAAAUGGGUGGACUACUUGUCUGUUUAAUUAGAACAAGGGAUAGGCUACUAUCAAAAUAUGCAAAUUUAUGCGCACUGAUCACUUCAUCUCUUUUAGAUAAACAUGGCGUAAUAUUGGAUAUGUGUGCUUUCGUCAGAGUACCUAAAUUUAAUGACUCUACUAGCCCUGCACCUCCCAAUUGGUCCAAAGAAAGGCUAUCACUAUUUAAGAGAUGGCUCCAAUGUGAGUUACAAAUUGAUAGUCAAUUUGGAAUUAAUUAUGGUGAAAAUAUCUCCAUGUAUCUACUUUCUGAGUUUGAAAAUAAUUAA
Molecule: messenger RNA, 5082 nt
Organism: Nakaseomyces glabratus
Lineage: Eukaryota; Fungi; Ascomycota; Saccharomycetes; Saccharomycetales; Saccharomycetaceae
Gene: CMR2
Product: Cmr2p
Cellular component (GO): cytosol
Source: RefSeq, a predicted model, not a curated record